Chlamydomonas reinhardtii is the source of this 3124-nucleotide messenger RNA. RefSeq lists its product as uncharacterized. The coding region runs from base 673 to 2109 and encodes 478 amino acids. Gene Ontology annotation, cellular component: membrane. The transcript is spliced from 6 exons. The record is from RefSeq and is a predicted model, not a curated record. Gene Ontology annotation, molecular function: ammonium channel activity. Gene Ontology annotation, biological process: ammonium transmembrane transport; ammonium homeostasis. Lineage: Eukaryota; Viridiplantae; Chlorophyta; Chlorophyceae; Chlamydomonadales; Chlamydomonadaceae.
AACGCCCCAAUCCAGCCACCAAAGCUUGAAUGCGACACAUCGGCAACUUCUCGAGAACCCCAGUGCGUCCGUGCGAGGAUUUCGCAGUGCGACUGCCAGCAACUAGGGUCCCCGGACCUCAACCUGAAGUUUCCUGAACGUUUAUGAUGUUGAGCUAUAGCGCAUAUAACCAGCUAUUCUAUCGAUUCGGCAACCAUAGCCGACGACGUCUGAGUUUCGCCUAAGACCUUUUUCCUACCUGGGUCCCUGCCUUCCGUCGGGAGCAAGCUUAUAGUAUGGACUUGUCUUUCCACCUCUGAUGCAAAGCGCUUGAGCCUGCGCGCGGGCGCCCGCCAGUCAGACGCCAUGGGCACGUGCGCGCUUUCCUCGUACACCCCAAUUGCGUCAUGUGAUAGAAAUUUCUCACCUGUCCCCGUGAGCUUGUUUUACCGGUUGGUCGUUGACCCACACACCUAAUCGUUCGCUGGCUAGAGCACAACAAUGAGCGAAGCUUGUCUCCUCGCUGCAAAGUCGGCUUUGGUCGGCGUCGCCAAUGGCGAUAGCCUCGCGUCCGCAAUUUGCGCGGCGAUGGAGGCUGCCGCACCAGUGGCUCGCCACCUGCAAGAGACAACGGUGGAUCUAACUACGCUCCAAGAGACGGUCGACACUAUUGGGCUGAACUUGCAAGGCACAAUGGACGGCCUGAACACGCUGCUGCUGCUCUACGGAGGCGCGCUGGUGUUCCUGAUGCACGGAGGCUUCGCUAUGCUCGAGGCCGGUGCCAUCCGCUCCAAGAACGCGAUGAACAUCCUGCUGCAGACCGUCCUCGACGCCUCUUGCAGCGCGCUCAUGUGGUACUUCGUCGGGUUCGCCUUCGCCUUCGGCAUUGGCGACAAGCCCAACAAGUUUAUCGGCAACGCCAUGUUUGCGCUGGUGGACAUUGAUACGCACAACACCGGCUCGGGCACCGGCAAGUGGAUCGACUGGUUCUUCCAGUGGGCCUUCGCCGCAACCGCCGUCACCAUUCCCGCCGGCGCUGUGGCUGAGCGUUUCAACUUCAACGCCUACCUGGGCUAUUCCAUGUUCAUCGGUGGCUGGGUCUACCCCAUCAUUGCCCACUGGGUGUGGUGCAUUGAGGGCUGGCUGGGCUAUGGCGUGAUCAAGCCCUUCAUCAACGCCGGCAUGAUUGACUUCGCCGGAUCCGGCGUCAUCCACAUGACUGGCGGCCUGGCCGGCCUCAUCGGCGCCAUCAUGGUGGGCCCCCGCCUGGGCCGCUUCGACGCCGACGGCAAGCCCGUCGACAUGCCCGGCCACUCCGCCAUCCUGGUGGUGCUGGGAACCGUACUGCUGUGGUUCGGCUGGUACGGCUUCAACCCCGCCUCCGUGCUGCUCAUCAACUCCAGCACCUACGCCAUCGUGUGCGGCCGCGCGGCCGUGUGCACCACGCUGGCCGGCGCCGCGGGCGGCGUGAGCUGCCUCAUCUUCGGCUUUGCGCGCCACCGCGGCUGGGACCUGGUCGGCCUCUGCAACGGCAUCCUGUGCGGCUUCGUCGCAGUCACCGCCUGCCCCCACGUGAUCUACCCCUGGGCCGCAAUCAUCUGCGGCCUGGUCGCGGGCCUGUGGUUUGAGUUCCUGUGCUGGCUGUUGCUCAAGCUCAAGAUCGACGACCCGUUGUCAGCUGGGCCGAUGCACUUCGGCUGCGGCAUGUGGGGCGUCUUCUUCACCGGCCUCUUCGCGCGCCAGCAAUACAUCCAGGAGUACUACGUGCACGGCCCUUCCGCGGCCGGCGAGCUGUCCAAGCCCUACCCCUGGGGCGCCUUCUACAAGGGCUACAAUGCCGACGGCGAGCUGGUCAUGUCCGAUGGCAAGCUGCUCGCGUCGCAGAUCGUGGGCAUCCUGGUUAUCAUCGGCUGGGUGAUUGGCAUGAUGGUUCCGUUCUUCGGCAUUUUCAAGUUCUUUGGCGCGCUUCGCAUUCCGCCCGAGGAGGAGGAGAUGGGCCUGGACCGCUCCAAGCACGGCGGCUCGGCCUACAAUGGCACCGGUGCCAACACGCUCGGCGGCCUGUCGCCCGGCAACGACGUGAUGCGAAACAACUCGCCUUUGGGCAAGGUUCUGCCUGUGACCGCGUAAGGACCGGCGGCGUUAUGCGGCACGACGGCGUCAGGGGAUCAGGAGGGAACGCAGAACCGGAGCUGUGGCUGCGGCCAUGGCAGCGGCGGCGGCUGGUGACCGACGUUCUUGUGAGGAUGGUAAAGGGCGAGCAUUCAAAUGCGUGAGCGUGAAGAACUGCAGUGUGUGGAUUGGGGAGGGGGGGCCAGAUUCCACUAGCACGUUGUGUGCUGCUGGCAGCAGCACGAUGAUUGACGAUUGGAAAACGCUUGCUCGUGAGCGGCUCGUGUGACGUGACUAGGGGCGCAUUUUUUGACAGAGCGAUCCGAAUGUAUGCCUAUGAUCAGUAAGGGCAUACGUUGCUGCUGCUUGGGCGCGGGGGCCUGCUGCGCCAGUUGCAUUGCUGCCUGCGUGUCAGGCCCGUUGGGCGCCCAUUCGAGUUUGGCGUUCCGCAUUCAUAUCACACCUACUUAAGCGCCACACAUUCACGCAUCCCAGCCCCUUGCCCGGAUCUGAACCAUACUAUAAUGCAUCAUGUUUGACAAGUGUCUGUGUGUGACUGUCGUGACUUAAACCAUGAGCGCGCGCUGCCGGGUGCUGAUUGCGAGAAGGCUGGACGGCUUCGCAGGUGACUGGACCGCAGGACAGCGUGCUUUUACUUUCUGGUACGGUACGAAUUGCUUGACACCUCCUUGCACAAUGAAUUGUCGUGUGUGCGCGCGUAACUUCGUAGAUUUGAAAGUAGUCUUGUUGUGCGCUCGCGUGUGAUUUGCGCCCCCCUGAGUGAUUUCCUGUGAACAGUUCGGACCUUGAAGUUACUUGUAUGGGCAUAUGGGUAAACAGCGAUCUUCAGAGGACCAACUUCAGUCAGGGGACGGAAGGCAUGGUGUGCAUCAGGUGCGUGUGUGCGUGCGUGCAUGUGGUGGACGGAGAUUGGGCCGAGGGGAAAGAAAGCCCCCGCGCCAUGACUGUGACGGCGGCACUGCAAAGUGGGCGCACGUCCAGAGCCAAACAACGGCUGUAACGAUAUUCCGAA